Paramisgurnus dabryanus is the source of this 3005-nucleotide messenger RNA. NCBI's taxonomy places the organism in Eukaryota, Metazoa, Chordata, Actinopteri, Cypriniformes, Cobitidae. The record is from RefSeq and is a predicted model, not a curated record.
UCUUCUUAAAUCGACCGCUUUAUUUUUCUAGUGUGGCUAACCGCUGUUGCCAUUCAAACCUUUAUGCUUCACUGAAUUCAGUUUUAGUGGAUAGAAAUAUCCCUGCAAAACACCAGUUUGUAAAUAGAGGGCUUUCUUUACUGAUUAAAAAGUUUGCGUGUUACGUUUGAACAAUGUCAAGGCGAAGACACAGCGAUGAGAAUGAUGGAGGUUCCCAACCUCACAAAAGGAGGAGAACAUCAGAACCUAUUGAGAUCGAGGACCGUCUGGAGUCGCUGAUAUGCCGAGUGGGAGAAAAGAGUACGUCCUCCUUGGAGAGUAAUUUGGAAGGUCUUGCUGGUGUCCUGGAAGCUGAUCUCCCGAAUUAUAAAAGCAAAAUCCUGCGCAUCCUAUGUUCUGUUGCAAGGCUUUUGCCUGAGAAGCUGACGGUAUACAGCACACUGGUGGGGCUUCUCAAUGCUCGCAACUAUAAUUUCGGAGGAGAGUUUGUGGAGGCCAUGAUUCGACAACUUAAGGAGACGCUGAAGUCAAACCUGUACACUGAGGCGCUUUACCUGGUGCGUUUCCUGAGUGACCUGGUGAAUUGUCACGUCAUUGCAGCUCCCUCCAUGGUCGCUAUGUUCGAAAACUUUGUCAGUGUUACACAGGAAGAGGACAUUCCACAGGUGCGGUCUGAUUGGUAUGUAUACGCCGUGCUGUCCAGCCUUCCAUGGGUUGGCAAGGAGUUGUACGAGAAGAAGGACGUAGAAAUGGAUCGCUUGCUCAACCAAAUCGAGGGCUACCUGAAGCGGCGACAGAAGAUUCAUGUUCCCAUGUUGCAAGUGUGGACUGCAGAAAAGCCCCAUCCACAGGAAGAGUAUCUAGACUGUCUCUGGGCUCAAGUGCAAAAGCUGAAGAAGGACCGCUGGCAAGAGCGGCACAUCCUGCGGCCGUAUAUCGCAUUUGACAGCGUGCUGUGCGAAGCCCUGCAGCACAACCUGCCCCCCUUCACCCCUCCAGCCCACUCGGAUGACGCCGUCUAUCCAGUGCCCCGCGUUGUCUUUCGCAUGUUCGAUUACACUGAUGCCCCAGAGGGGCCGGUAAUGCCAGGCAGUCAUUCGGUUGAGCGUUUUGUCAUUGAAGAGAAUCUGCACUGUAUCAUCAAGUCCCACUGGAAAGAGAGGAAGACCUGCGCUGCCCAGUUGCUCAGCUACCCUGGCAAAAACAAGAUACCCCUUAACUACCACAUAGUGGAGGUGAUAUUUGGGGAGUUAUUCAUGUUGCCUGCUCCACCCCACAUUGAUGUCUUGUACACGUCAUUACUCAUCGAGCUCUGUAAACUACAGCCGGGCUCCUUACCACAAGUCCUUGCUCAAGCCACAGAAAUGAUGUACAUGAGACUGGACACAAUGAACACCGUGUGUAUAGACCGACUCCUCAACUGGUUCUCACAUCAUUUAAGUAACUUCCAGUUCAGAUGGAGCUGGGAUGACUGGGCUGACUGCUUGACUCAGGAGCCUGAAAAGCCCAAACCCAAGUUUGUUAAAGAGGUUUUGGAGAAGUGUAUGAGAUUGUCAUAUCAUCAGCGGAUAGUGGACAUCGUUCCUUCUGGUUUCUCCACUAUGAUUCCUGCUGAUCCCUUGUGUCACUAUAAAUAUGGAGAUGAGACCAGUGCUUCAUUGCCAGGAUAUGCGGUGUCAAUCACAGUAUCUAAUGCGAUCAAAAACCGAGCGUCAAAUGAGGAGAUUCUCACCAUAUUAAAAGAUGUGCCAAAUCCCAACCAGGAUGAUGAUGAUGAUGAGGGCGACACUUUCAACCCUCUGAAGAUUGACGUGUUCCUACAGACGUUGCUUCAUUUGGCUGCCAAGUCCUUCAGUCAUUCUUUCAGUGCUCUGGCCAAGUUCCACGAGGUCCUAAAGAACCUAACAGAGAGUGAUGAGGGGAAACAGCACAUCCUCAGGGUUCUCUAUGACUUCUGGAAGAACCACCCACAGAUGAUCUCCGUCUUAGUGGACAAGCUGAUUCGGACUCAGAUUGUGGAUUGUGCGGCCGUGGCCAACUGGAUUUUCUCUUCUGAUAUGGCUCACGAUUUCACCAGGUUUUACGUGUGGGAGAUUCUUCACUCGACCAUCCGGAAGAUGAACAAACACGUGCAGAAGAUCCAGAAAGAGUUAGAUGAGGCGAAAGAAAAGUUGGAAAAGCAACAAAACAAAAAGCAGCGGGACAGUGGCGAUGAAGAGGACAUGGAGAAGAACAGUGAGGAUGAGGAAGGUCAGUUAGAGGAGCAGAUCGAGAAGCUUCAGGAGAAAGUAGAAUCGGCCCAGAGCGAACAGAAGAAUCUCUUCCUUGUUAUUUUCCAGCGCUUCAUUAUGUUACUGACAGAACACCUGGUUCGCUGCGAGACCGGCAGCAUCGACAUCAACACCACCUGGUACAAGAACUGCAUCGAGAGGCUGCAGCAGAUCUUCCUCAUGCAUCAUGUGAUCAUCCAGCAGUACAUGGGCACCCUGGAGAACUUGCUUUUCACAGCCGAGCUUGACCAUCACAUCCUGGCUGUGUACCAGCAGUUCUGUGCUCUGCAACUAUGAAUACCCACAAUGCAUCUCUUCAUCAACCUGCCUGUUUAUGGUUUAUGUAUCAUUUCAAGGUUAGCUGCAUCUACUGGGAAUCUUCGAAAUGAUGGUUUUCUCUGUUGUAGUGGUAUUGAAAUUCGUCAGACCCUUUUUAGGGCACAUAUGUAUGUGUUGUUUUUAUUUUUUUCCUUUUUUUAAAUUUCGUGAAAAGUGUCAGUCCUUUGAAACGCCCAGUGUUUAGGAAACGGUAAGGGAGAGCUGUGUUUUACUCCAGCACCCUUCAUAUAAAAUUAUUCUGCAGAAUUUUUAUGCGUUUUACGUCAUUUUGAUGGAGAAAUGACUCGAUUGAAUUGCGAUACAAUGUUGUGAGCCUGUAUUAUGAAUGGUGUGCCUCUGUAGAGAACAUUGAGCCCUUAAGUUUUGAAUGAUGAUUGUCUUCCUCUUUUUUUAUAU